Aspergillus calidoustus is the source of this 1419-nucleotide messenger RNA. The record is from the annotation of a GenBank genome assembly. NCBI's taxonomy places the organism in Eukaryota, Fungi, Ascomycota, Eurotiomycetes, Eurotiales, Aspergillaceae.
AUGGUGGACAGGGAUCCAGGUACACCCACCUGGAAGUUUACACAAUGCUUCGGCGAUAAAGGUGAUGUGGAAGACAUUACCGAAGCCGAUAUUAUCUCAACCGUUGAGUUUGACCAUACUGGAAACUACCUCGCAACAGGAGACAAGGGCGGAAGAGUGGUGCUAUUUGAGAGAAACGAGACGAAAAAAACAUGCGAAUACAAAUUCCACACCGAGUUCCAGUCACACGAGCCCGAGUUCGACUACCUCAAAUCUCUGGAGAUUGAAGAAAAAAUCAACAAGAUCAAAUGGUGUCGCCGGCAGAACGCAUCGCAUUUCCUGCUUUCAACCAAUGACAAAACAAUCAAGCUUUGGAAGGUGUUUGACAAGUCCUUGAAGGUCGUCGCGGAGAACAAUCUCUCGAGUGAGCUUACUCCUGGCGGCAUUGGUGGAGGGGGGGCACCAAGGGCUCCCCGUGUGUCAUUCAAAGAUUCUUCAGCUUUGAAACUUCCACGAAUGACACAUCACGAUACUGUUGUCGCCGCUGUACCCCGACGCACAUACGCCAACGCUCAUGCAUACCACAUCAACAGCAUCUCCGUAAACAGUGAUGGAGAGACUUUCAUCAGCAGUGACGAUCUACGAAUCAAUUUGUGGAACCUGAACAUUCAAGACCAAAGCUUCAACAUCGUCGAUAUUAAACCAGCAAACAUGGAGGAACUUACGGAGGUAAUCACAGCUGCCGAAUUCCACCCAACAAGCUGCAAUUGGUUCAUGUACGCUAGCUCGAAGGGCACCAUUAAGCUUGCGGACAUGCGGCAGCGAGCGCUUUGCGAUCAGCACCACAAAGUCUUCGAACAAGAGGAAGAUGCCUCUUCUCGUUCCUUCUUCUCCGAAAUUAUAUCCUCGAUAUCAGACGUAAGGUUUUCUCACGAUGGCCGGUAUAUUGUAUCAAGAGAUUACUUGACUGUCAAGAUCUGGGACGUGAACAUGGAGCGACAACCAUUGAAGACAAUUCCCAUCCACGAACAUCUCCGACCCCGCCUAUGUGACACAUAUGAGAACGAUAGCAUAUUUGAUAAAUUCGAGGUGGUUUUCUCUGGCGAUGCGGAGAAUGUGAUGACUGGAAGUUACAACAACAACUUCAUGAUUUACCCCACCGAUCCGGCCAAGGAGACGGAGAUUGUACUGCAGGCCGACAAGUCUGCCUUCAAGGCGAAGAAGGUUGGCGUACCAACGCCGAUGAACAAGGGUGCCAACGGAAAGAAGAGCAACUCCAGAUCAGGCAGCCCCGCUGGUCCUGGUAGCCGCAUGAAGAAGGAGACCGACGCAGACCAAAUCGAUUUCAACAAGAAGAUAUUGCAUAUGAGUUGGCAUCCAUUCGAGGACAGCAUAGCUAUUGCUGCCACAAACAACCUCUUUGUCUUCUCCGCACUCUAA